Molecule: messenger RNA, 2526 nt
Organism: Panthera uncia (snow leopard)
Lineage: Eukaryota; Metazoa; Chordata; Mammalia; Carnivora; Felidae
Gene: MKLN1
Product: muskelin 1
Exons: 18
Coding region: 88-2295 (735 amino acids)
Cellular component (GO): cytoplasm
Molecular function (GO): protein binding
Source: RefSeq, a predicted model, not a curated record
GCCGCGGCCCCUUUAAGAGCAGGCCACGCCCCUCCCCUCCUCCCGGCGCGGCCGGCGGUCGGUGGCGGCCGCUACGGUGCUGACAAGAUGGCGGCUGGCGGGGCUGUCGCUGCGGCGCCCGAGUGCCGGCUUCUGCCCUACGCGCUACACAAGUGGAGCUCCUUCUCCUCUACUUACCUUCCCGAGAACAUUUUAGUGGAUAAACCAAAUGACCAAUCUUCAAGGUGGUCCUCAGAGAGCAACUAUCCUCCCCAGUACUUGAUUCUGAAACUUGAAAGGCCUGCUAUAGUCCAGAACAUCACAUUUGGAAAAUAUGAGAAAACUCAUGUCUGCAAUUUGAAGAAAUUUAAAGUCUUCGGUGGAAUGAAUGAAGAAAAUAUGACAGAGUUGUUGUCCAGUGGCUUAAAGAAUGAUUAUAACAAAGAAACAUUCACCUUGAAGCAUAAAAUUGAUGAACAGAUGUUCCCUUGUCGUUUCAUUAAAAUAGUUCCACUCUUAUCCUGGGGACCCAGCUUUAACUUUAGCAUCUGGUAUGUUGAACUUAGUGGCAUUGAUGAUCCUGAUGUAGUACAGCCCUGUCUCAACUGGUAUAGCAAGUACCGUGAACAGGAAGCCAUUCGCCUUUGCCUAAAACACUUUAGACAACACAACUAUACAGAGGCCUUUGAAUCGCUGCAAAAAAAAACCAGGAUUGCCCUGGAACAUCCCAUGUUAACAGAUCUACAUGAUAAACUGGUGUUGAAGGGUGAUUUUGAUGCUUGUGAAGAAUUGAUUGAAAAAGCUGUAAAUGAUGGUUUAUUCAAUCAGUAUAUCAGUCAACAAGAAUAUAAGCCACGAUGGAGUCAAAUCAUUCCCAAAAGCACCAAGGGUGAUGGAGAAGAUAACCGACCAGGAAUGAGAGGGGGCCAUCAGAUGGUUAUUGAUGUUCAAACAGAGACCGUUUAUUUGUUUGGUGGCUGGGAUGGAACUCAAGAUCUUGCUGACUUCUGGGCGUACAGUGUGAAGGAGAACCAGUGGACAUGUAUCUCUAGAGACACUGAGAAAGAGAAUGGUCCUAGCGCCAGAUCAUGUCAUAAGAUGUGCAUUGACAUUCAGCGAAGGCAAAUCUACACAUUGGGGCGUUAUUUGGAUUCCUCUGUGAGGAACAGCAAAUCUCUGAAAAGUGACUUCUAUCGUUAUGACAUUGACACAAACACAUGGAUGUUACUCAGUGAGGAUACUGCUGCUGACGGAGGGCCAAAAUUGGUGUUUGAUCAUCAGAUGUGUAUGGAUUCAGAAAAACAUAUGAUCUACACCUUUGGUGGUAGAAUUUUGACAUGUAAUGGCAGCGUAGACGACAGCAGAGCCAGUGAACCACAGUUCAGUGGGUUGUUUGCUUUCAACUGUCAAUGUCAAACUUGGAAACUUCUUCGAGAGGACUCCUGUAAUGCUGGGCCUGAGGACAUCCAGUCUCGGAUAGGACACUGCAUGCUAUUCCACUCAAAAAAUCGUUGCUUAUAUGUAUUUGGUGGCCAGCGAUCGAAGACCUAUUUGAAUGAUUUCUUUAGUUAUGAUGUGGACUCUGAUCAUGUAGACAUAAUAUCAGAUGGCACCAAGAAAGACUCUGGAAUGGUUCCAAUGACAGGAUUCACACAGAGAGCAACCAUUGAUCCCGAACUGAAUGAAAUACAUGUCUUAUCUGGACUCAGCAAAGACAAGGAGAAGAGGGAGGAGAAUGUCAGAAAUUCAUUCUGGAUUUAUGACAUUGUGAGGAAUAGUUGGUCUUGCGUCUAUAAGAACGAUCAAGCUGCAAAAGAUAAUCCAAGUAAAAGUCUUCAGGAGGAAGAGCCAUGUCCAAGAUUUGCCCAUCAGCUUGUAUAUGAUGAGUUACAUAAGGUUCACUAUUUAUUUGGUGGGAAUCCAGGAAAAUCUUGCUCCCCAAAGAUGAGAUUAGAUGACUUCUGGUCACUGAAGUUAUGUAGGCCUUCAAAAGAUUACUUACUGAGGCACUGCAAGUACCUGAUAAGAAAACACAGGUUUGAAGAAAAGGCCCAAAUGGAUCCCCUUAGUGCUCUGAAAUAUUUGCAAAACGAUCUUUAUAUAACUGUGGAUCAUUCAGACCCAGAAGAGACAAAAGAGUUUCAGCUCCUAGCUUCUGCUCUAUUCAAAUCUGGUUCAGAUUUUACAGCUCUAGGCUUUUCCGAUGUGGAUCACACCUAUGCUCAAAGAACUCAGCUCUUUGACACCUUAGUAAAUUUCUUUCCUGACAGCAUGACUCCUCCCAAAGGCAACCUGGUAGACCUCAUCACGCUGUAACUGAAGAGUCACUGGACAGAAAUGGAGAACGUCUGAUUUCAGUAUUUUGGAGUCCAACUCCGUUGACCGACAAUUAGGCUGCAGCGAUUGAGGACUGCACCAGAAUUUUGAAGGGAUCUUUACUGUCACAAGUUUUAACCCUCUUCCUUCAUACCUGACCUCAGCCCCUUUCUCCUCAUCCCAUUCCUGAAUUAGGCUAAUAAAGUGAAAUUGGUAUACUUUCCAUUUAAA